Daphnia pulicaria is the source of this 522-nucleotide messenger RNA. RefSeq names its product 60S ribosomal protein L30-like (gene RpL30). Gene Ontology annotation, molecular function: RNA binding; structural constituent of ribosome. Gene Ontology annotation, cellular component: cytosolic large ribosomal subunit. The record is from RefSeq and is a predicted model, not a curated record. The transcript is spliced from 4 exons. Lineage: Eukaryota; Metazoa; Arthropoda; Branchiopoda; Diplostraca; Daphniidae. The coding region runs from base 116 to 472 and encodes 118 amino acids.
UUCCUCUAUAUUAGACUCCUCCUUUUCUGUACUUUCCGUCUCGUCUUUCCAUUCGCCUCAGCGGCUCGGUCGUACCAUCACGCUACUUUGGAAUCCAUUCAUCUAGACCUGAAGAAUGUCGGCCGCCCAAAAGAAACAGAAAAAAGCUAUUGAGAGCAUCAACUCUCGCCUUGCUUUGGUGAUGAAGUCUGGCAAAUUCUGCCUUGGUCUCCGCCAAACCCUGAAGACGCUUCGUCAAGGAAAAUCCAAACUGGUGAUUAUCGCCAACAACACUCCCCCACUCAGGAAAUCGGAGAUUGAGUACUACGCCAUGUUGGCCAAGACUGGUGUUCAUCACUACACAGGCAACAACAUUGAGCUGGGCACAGCAUGCGGAAAGUACUUCCGAGUCUGCACUAUGUCGAUUACUGAUCCUGGAGAUUCCGAUAUCAUCAGGUCUAUGCCUGCCAGUGAAGGUGGUCAAGGACAGUAACACAUGUAAAGUUCUGUCUUGUAUGAUGUGAAAUACACAUUUGUACCUAA